This is a messenger RNA of Ylistrum balloti, 1809 nucleotides long. Its product is annotated as Golgi integral membrane protein 4-like. Lineage: Eukaryota; Metazoa; Mollusca; Bivalvia; Pectinida; Pectinidae. The record is from RefSeq and is a predicted model, not a curated record. The transcript is spliced from 10 exons. The coding region runs from base 1 to 1713 and encodes 570 amino acids. Gene Ontology annotation, cellular component: Golgi membrane; Golgi apparatus.
AUGAGUCGACGGAAUGGCAACCUUCUCAAGGGUGUUGUUGUCUCUGCAACACUUUUGUGCGGUGUCUAUUUUAUAUAUAUUUAUAACAAUACAAGCGGUAAACUGAAAUCGACGGAACGACUUGCAGAAAGGUAUCGUCGAGAACAAGAAUCGUUGCGUACACAACUCCAAGAGUUAACAUCAGCUAAAGAUGAUUUACAACAGAGGACUGAUAAUGAAAAAAAAGAAUUUAUAAACAGAUUAAGUACAUUAAACCAGCACCAUAAAAUGCUCAAGAGUCAACAUGAUGACCUACAAGCAGAUUAUAGUCGACUACAGUCGGAAAAAGAAAAGGAUAAAGAGGAUACAAAGCUACAGGAAGUUCAGAGGAAUCAAGAAUACAUGCAGUUAAAACAAGAAAAAGAAUUAGAAAUCUCAAGUUUACGGGAUCAAUUAGCAAAUCUUGGCAGAGAUAAGGAAGAUUUGACAGAACAGAUAAACAAAUUAGCAACCCAGCUCAAAGAUAGUCAGGAGCAGGUUAAACAACAGAAUCUACAGCUAGCUCAAGCUCAAAAACAACUGGAGCAAGCACAACAGCAAGGGGGACAACUCCAAGGACAACAACAGCCGCAGCAGGGACUAUUACAACAGCAACAGGGGUUACAACCCCAACAACAACAAGGGCUACUUCAACAAAACAAACCACUACUUAAUCAGCAACAGGUCCAACAAAACCUUCAAUUUCAACCAGUCCAAGGACAGCUACAAAAUAAGGGAUUAUUUAUGGGGAACAACCCAAUAGUGGGAGAUCAUCAUAAUGUAGGGGGAGACAACUUAGCUGCUCAGCAUAAUCAGGUUGCUCAGGAGAUGCAACAACAGCAAGCUGUAGGUGGGAAAAAAAUAUCAGAUAAUUUGAUGGAACAGCAACAGCAACAACACCAAGUGCAGGCCCCAGAUCUGAACGCAGGCCAAGGAGAUAAGAAUCAUUAUGGAGAACAGAAGUUUGGAGCCAACCCAGAUCAGGUAAAGGUAAAACAAGAUGUCAAUGCUAAUGCUGUUUUGGAUGCAGAACAACAACAACAUCAGGUGGCUCCCCCUGGGGAGCAUAUCAAGGUAGAAAAGCCAGAUUCCAAUAUGGCCGGUGAGAUGGAUAAAAAUCCAUUUGGUGACAAAAGUAUGAAAAACAAGAAGGCUGAUUCCAACCAGGCUGGGGAAAUGGAGCCUGACCCAAAGGGAGAUAAACAAGUUGGACCUGCUCCACCAGCUAAUGACAAUGUAGAUCCACCCAAUGUCGAUGACAAUCCACAGCAAAAUAUUCCACCUCCCAGAGAGAGACCAGACCAACCAUUACCACAUAGGAAUAAUGAUCUCCUUGACGCAGAACAACAAGGACACCAGGUGGCUCCCCCUGGUGGUCACAUGAAAGUAAAAAAGGCAAAUAAGGAGGACUCCAAUGUGGCUGAUGAGAUGGACAAAAAUCAUGACAAUCAUAACUUAGCGAAUCAUGAUUCUAACCAGGCAGGAGAAAUGGAAGCUAAUGCGAAAGGGAAGGGAGAUAAAAAUGUGGGACCUGCUCCACCACUCAAUAAGGAUGUAGAACCACGCAAAAUAGCUGAGAAUCAACACACUCCAUCGCCCAAACAUGGCGGUAAAGUAAAUAAACAUAAAAGUGGCCGGCAACCCAGAUUGUUAAAUCAAGAAUCUAAAUUCCACUUUCCACACAAUCAUGCAUAGUGUCCUGAAUAUGGCUCCCUUAUAUAGAAUAACACAAUACAAGAUUGUGUAUCAAAUAGGAUAGGAAUCCAUUUCUUCCAAUGUGUAAAUAUAGCA